This is a messenger RNA of Cutaneotrichosporon oleaginosum, 1590 nucleotides long. RefSeq lists its product as uncharacterized. The record is from RefSeq and is a predicted model, not a curated record. Gene Ontology annotation, biological process: positive regulation of protein ubiquitination; vacuolar transport; metal ion transport. Gene Ontology annotation, cellular component: perinuclear region of cytoplasm; endoplasmic reticulum; Golgi apparatus. Lineage: Eukaryota; Fungi; Basidiomycota; Tremellomycetes; Trichosporonales; Trichosporonaceae.
AUGGCGCCAUAUACACCCAUUCCGAGCGGUCCGACAGGAUCCAAUGUCUCGUCCCCCCGCCGACCCCUGUCCUUCCGUCUGCAGUCUAGGCGCCAAAGCUUGAUGCCGGAUCCGGACGAGAUGGACCGGGCCUUUGACGGACCAGGAGACGACGAGGAUGACACCCAUGAGAGCCACGCGCUUCUAGGCAACAAUCCACCGGCAGCGGCGGCACCGCAGGGUCGAUCUGGCACGCCGCCCAUGCCGGGCGACUACGACUUCAAUCGCGACUACUUUCUUCCUCCUUCGGAUUCACCCCCACCGUUCGAGCCGUACUCGGCACACAAUCCUGCCCCCGGUAACAGCAACGGCAUUAUGCCAUCCGAGCCUGUAGCACGCCCUCAGCAGGCUCGUCACUUCCUCGGCGGUGUGUUGCCCUCGGCUUUCCUGCCAAGAAAAGAGGCGCCACACGCCGUUGGUGGCGGGCAGAGCGGUGUGUUUGCCAACCUCUCCGCGCGCCCUGAUGGGCAGCCGAUCGAGCGCCGAGAGGACGGUGUUGAGUUUGCCAAUGAGGACGAGUUGAAAGACGCGCCACCCUCGUAUCAGUCGGCACUGCGUGACGCUGUUCCUCCCUACUGGGACACGACUGUUGUUCUUCCGUCUUCCUCGUCGCCAUUUGGUCCGCUUCACUCUUCCAUCAACGGGGACGAGAUUCUGAUCGACGGCAUGCCCUCGGGCAACUUCUUCGGUUUCAUCUGGAACUUGAUCGUUUCGGUCUCCUUCCAAUGGGUCGGCUUCCUUCUCACAUACGUUCUGCACACUACCCACGCCGCCAAGCACGGCUCGCGCGCCGGCCUCGGCAUCACGCUUGUUCGAUUUGGCCUUUACCUUCGCCAGACGGGCAUCGAGUACCAGGAGACUGGGCACUACCCCGGCGACUUUGACAUCGACCCUGUCACGGGUGACUACAAGAACGAUGUGUCUGCGGAGGAACAGCUCAAGAUGUACGGGUCGCAGAGCUGGCCCAUCCCGAUCGCCGACAUAUUCAACCCUGGCUCGAACGCGACGAUCAUCCUGCACAACUUGGAUGAGGCCAAGGACUACGCACACAAGUACAACCACUCGCUGCUUGACCUCAUGCGGCCGCCUGCGCAGGACGUUGGCCGCUCGUAUGUUUGGUUCAGCUUCCUGCUCAUGGUAUGUGGCUGGUUCCUCGUGCUGGCGUCGGUUGGCGGCUGGUGGCGCGUGAAGCGUUUCGAGCGCAAGCUGCACCAGGCGCAGCGCGAGAGUGAGGCCGCGCAGGCCGCUGCUCGCGGCGAGGUGCUUGAGGGCGACGACGACGACGACUCUCCGGCACGGCCCGGCCCGCACCAGCUGUCGUACUACACGGCGGUGUUCACACAGGCGCUAAACGGUGCGCGUGAGAUGCAGCAAGGCUUCUUCGGCGCGCGGGGUCGUCGGCUCAACCGCGGCGACACGCUCUUCGGGCAGGACGAGAGCGAGCGAGACCUCCUCGAGGCGCAAGGGUAUGGCCUCGAGCCGAUGGCGCGUACGCGAUCGUCUGACGACGAUACGGGGCGCCGUGCUGGCCUGUGGGGCAAUAUGCGAUAG